AUGGCAACGCGGACCUCGCACCGCGAGUGGCACUCACGCGGGUGGCGCUCACGCCUGAGCCCACGCCGGUCCUCACAAGGUGGUUUGAUACCUUUGUCUCCACAAGAGGGACGUGACGCAGAGAGCGAGGAGAAACAAGAUACUCCUGCGCUGGACGUCGAAGGUGGCGCACCAGGUUCUCAGAUCUUGGCCCAAAGCAUGGCCUCGAUCAAGUCUGCACCGAUCACGAGUCGGCAGAUUACGCGGAGGUUCUCUGUGCAGAGCUACGAAGCUGCAAUCCAAAAAGCUGGACCUGUGGACGCUCUGAAGAGAACCACCACCUCCAACGCGAUGAAUCUUGAGAUCCAAAACAGACAACAUGUUGCUUCCGGAUGCUCACGAUUGCAGGAUUGGCGGAAGGCCACGGCCAAGAUGGUCUCCAAGCCAGCCUUUGACCUUUGUUUCCUCUUCCUCAUCAUCGCAAACUCCAUCUAUUUGGGGGUCCAGUUGGAGUGGGUGGCCAUUACUCGAGACUACAGUCGCGAGGAGCUUUGGACGGCGAUCAGUGCCAGCUUUGCGGGGAUUUUCACCGUGGAGAUCUUCGUUCGGCUCUUUGCCUUUGGCCCGCGCAGCUACUUCUGUGGCCGGGGAUGUCUUUGGAGUUGGAUAGAUGUGGUGGUUGUGACGUCGGCAUGGAUCGAAAUCGCGAUUCAGAUGGUCAAUCGAAACGACAGUGAGGGUUCGAGCAGCAACGUGCGCAUCGUGAGGCUGUUUCGGAUCGGGAAGCUGCUGCAGUCCGUGCGCUCCUUCCGGAUCCUGAAGUUCUUAGGGGCCCUGCGUAUCUUGGUGUUCUCCAUCAUGGAUGCUGCCCGAUCACUGUUCUGGGCAUUGGUCUUGUUGAUCAUCGCAUUCUACAUUUUUGGCCUGCUCUUCACGGAUGCUGUGCUGCUCCACUUGCAAUCGCUCCCGAACUGCUGUGAUGGCGAUGAUUGCCUUUGCAAGUACUUCGGAUCCGUGUCCAAGUCAAUGACAACGCUCUUCCGUUCCAUUCUGGGUGGUUUGGACUGGCAAGUACCAGCUGAUUUACUCGUAGAGGUGGGGGAGGGUUGGAUGCAGCUCUUUCAUGUCUUCAUCGGCAUGGCAAUGCUGGCUCUUUUGAAUGUUAUGAUUGCGGUUUUCUGCAACAGUACCAUCCGUGCAGCCGAUCUGAACCACGAGGUCAUGAUGGAGAAUCGGACCUCUUUGCGUGCCAAGGCCGCGAAGCUUUUCCGACGCAUGGAUGAAUCCGGCUUCGGAUGCCUCACGAUCACGGAGUUUGAGAAAGCCUUUGAUGAUGAGAACAUGAAGAUUUUCCUGGAGUCCAUCGACAUCAACGCGACAGAUGCAUGGACCCUCUUUGACAGCCUGAACUUGGAUGGAAAUGAGGUGCUGACCAUGGAAGAGUUCACAGAGGGCUGUCUACUGUUGAAGGGCCCGGCACGCUCCGUGGAUGUGUAUGCUUUGAAGCAACAGAGCAGGAAGUUGCGGAAGCAGAUGGAGGAUCUUCUGGCCCAGCAGCAGAUUCUUCGUGGAUUUCUCCAAGUCGACACGGUCGACGUCGACGCCUUCAACUCCGAGUCCGAGUCCACGCAACGUUGGCGCGUUGAGGGUGACUUCCUACAUUUUUACGUUGAGGAAGCGGAUCGCUUCGUCCCAUCUCCGCCCAAGAAUGCCAAAGGUAACUGCCCAAUCAUUCGACACCCACAUGGAGACCUGAAAAGGCAUGAAGAGCUGCUCCGAACACUGGAUGCCUGGUUUUUGACCUCGCCGAAGGUUUCGCCCGUGACCUCGCCACACAUCAACUCGGUCACUGUGAAGGCGGCGGGGCUUCCCAAUGAGAACUCCGAGGACACGCUGAACAGGUUGAAAGCCACAAGCAUCGCCACGAACGAGAAGCCUUUGGGCUUCUCCAGACUCAAUAGUUAUGAAGAGGCGGUCGUAAGAACCGAUGAUCUCAUAGCCACGUUGAGCAACAGCCCCACGUUCCCUUCAUUGACGGUCGAGUUGGGCGAGGGGCCUUGCGCCCAAUGCUGGCACCAAUUUCAGAGGCUGGCGUUCCAAUUUGUGAGCUCCUAUUGGGCCAACGUGUUCUUUGCUUUUGCAAUCUUGAGCAACUCGGUCUUUCUUGGCGUUCAGAUUGAAUGGCGCGUGGAGAAUCUGGGGAUAGUUACUACAAAUCCAUUCGUCGGCGUGCACCUUGCCUAUGCAGUGCUCUUCACCUGUGAAGCAGCCUUGCGGUAUUGCGCCGUGGGUCUUCGAGAAUACUUCUGCGGAAUCGCUUGGACUUGGAACUUGCUGGAUGUCUUCGUGGUUGUUUCUUCGUGGUUUGAGAUCAUUGCGGAUUUUACCAGUACCAACGAACAGAUGUCGACGAGCCUCUCCAACACGAACUUGCGCCUGGUGCGGAUCCUCCGCAUGGGACGUUUGCUCCGCGUCUUCCGGGUGAUCCGCGUGGUGCGGAUCUUUAAGGCGUUGCGGAAGCUGGUGGCCUCGUUGGUGGACACCACGAAGUCUCUGAUCUGGGCCAUGUUUCUGCUGGGUUUGAUCAUCUAUAUUUUUAGUAUUCUAUUCACUGACAUUGUGCUGGAUUUUCUGGAAGAAAAUUUGAACAACACCAGUGCGGAUGCGGACGUUCAGGAUAAUCUCCAAUGGUAUUUUGGCAACAUCUACACCUCCGGCGAGACCUUGUUCCGCUCCCUGCUUUGCGGUUUCUCCUGGAUCCACGCGGCAGAUGCGCUAUGGCCCGUGGGCACGUUUUGGGUCCAACUCUUUCACUUCUACAUGGCCUUUUGUACCUUAGCUGUCAUGAACGUCAUUACCGGGGUGUUCUGCAACAGCGCCAUCAAGGCGGCCGAACGGGAUCACGACAUGGUGGUCCAGGCCUUGCUCCAAAACCGACAGGAAUUCAAAACGUUGGUCUCGGAUUUGUUUCACCGCAUCGAUGAUCGACACCUCGGAAAGAUCACCUUGCGAGACUUGGAGCGGAGCUUGAACGACGAAGUGGUGAAGGCAUUCUUUGAAUCCUUGGAGAUUGGAGCCAUCGAUGCCUGGACACUCUUCAUAGGUUUGGAUAUGAAUGGAGACUACAUGAUCAGUGUGGAGGAGUUCAUGGAGAGAUGUUGUCAACUCCGGGGCCCUGCGCGCUCUGCCGACCUCUUUGGCCUCAAACAACAGCAAGCCACGCGGCAGAUGAAGCCGAGCGUCCACGGGGUAUAA
This is a messenger RNA of Durusdinium trenchii, 3234 nucleotides long. The record is from the annotation of a GenBank genome assembly. Lineage: Eukaryota; Dinophyceae; Suessiales; Symbiodiniaceae.